Messenger RNA from Peronospora matthiolae, 2418 nucleotides. The record is from the annotation of a GenBank genome assembly. NCBI's taxonomy places the organism in Eukaryota, Oomycota, Peronosporomycetes, Peronosporales, Peronosporaceae.
AUGACCGCGUGCGUAUUCACUGCCCCCGAGCCAAAGUCGUCGACGUCUACAAGCGUGGAGACCGGGAGUACCGGCGUCAACGUCUUUGACCGCCGGCUUUUGGCUAAUACAAGUGGCAGUGGCAGUGAUGAUGGCUACGAGCUGCUGGAGAUCGAGUUCCCCGGUGCCGUCGCGAUCUCGACAGCCGUGAAUGCACUGUCUUUGCUCGGCUUUGCCUUCAUCCUCACGACGUACCUGCUGUUUCCACCCGUGCGGAAACAGCACUCGUCGCUGCUCGUCUGGGUCGCGCUCACGGGCAUGCUCUUCCAUGGGACGGUCCUCACGCAGACGACUACCGUUUACGGCACUUGCUGCUCCACGGCUUCGGUGGUGCAACUCGCGUUGCUCUCGCAUGAGCUCUAUUUCUUUGCACUGGCGUUCAACUUUUACUUCACGACCAAGUACCCGUUCCGAUCGUCACGGUGGCUGAACCCGCUCUACCAUGUCGCCGUUUGGGCGAUUAGUAUUGCGGUUGCAAUUGUGGCCUGGCAUUUGGGCACGGGGCGAGUCAGUUCUUAUGGCUAUUGCUGGUACGCGUCCGACUACGACGGUAUAAUCGGCAAUAGCGAGUUCAUUCUGCUGGAAAUCUUUUUCAUCCCAAUCUCGGCUGGGUACUGCGUCAGUAUUGGCUGGUACAUCUUAGCAACGAAACGAGUGCGGCUUACGAUGGGUGGCAGUGCCAAAACUCGCACGACGCUUGAUUCUAUGCGUUGUUUCUUGUUCUGGAGCUUCUCGCUGUGGGUCGUUGUGACGAUCCCGUACAUUCUGCGGCAUCGCAAUGUCGUCGCAAAAAACUCAGCGGGCGAAAAAACGUUGCGCUUCUUAGGACGUGUGGCCAUCGCGUUUUUGGGCACCGGUAGUGCACUACUUUGGACGAAAUCAAUGGGCGUGCUCAAGACAUUUAAGAUGUGGCGCCAGCGGAAUUGGGAUGACUACUUCAAGGUCUAUGAUGCCUCUUGGGUACUGCGUCGCGAAAUAUUGUACUUCGCCACGAAGGGGAUUCAGCUUGGCGCUAGUAGCGCGAAGGGAGUGCAGGAGCACGAUAGCGUCAAUCCGAAUGCAGAAUCGAUCUUCUCUUUUACGCAACGCUCAGGCAUUUUCCCCUGGCAGCUUCGACUAGGAGCUAUAUCGCAGACGCCAAGUGUGCUCUCAUUUGAGCUAGAUGGUGCCACAUCCGGCCAGAAAGCUAUCUUUCGUGACUUCGAACCUGAAGUCUUUCACGAAAUCCGACAGAUGUCCGGGAUCACUCGCGGGAGCUACAUUCAAUCGUUUAAGGGCAGUACGCGCGAGCGGUUCAGUGAAGGAAAGAGCGGGUCGUUCCUUUACUAUACUGGUGACCAGAUUUUUAUUCUCAAGACGUGCACACCUGCUGAGCAGAAAUACCUGUUGUACAUUCUGCCUCAGUACAUGGCACACCUUCGUCGAAACCCGAAUAGCUACCUAUGUCGGUAUGUGGGUUGUCACGAACUAGUGAUGGAGCAUCACUCGGUGCUAUUUAUCGUGCUGACCAACAUUUUGAACAACCCGAGCGUAAACAUUGACGAGCUGUAUGAUCUCAAGGGCGCUUGGGUCGGUCGGCACCGCGGUGACUCACCUACCGGAACACAGCGAGUGUGCAAGUUCUGCGGUCACGAUUUUGUGGUAGGCAUGUCUGAAGAAGUGUGCUCUCAGAACCCAACUGCUGGGUUUGGUCAUGCGGAGUUUGUCGUGGGCAAAGAUCUAAAUUGGUCGUGUCGCCGACUUGGACUUCACACUGACGUGGCUGAGCAACUGGGGAGUCAGUUGUACGCCGACACGGAGUUCUUGCAGCGGAUGAACUCGAUGGACUACAGUUUGGUAAUUGGUUUGAGCCGCCACAAAUCGUUCAGCUCUCAGACUGGCGGUGGAACUAUGCUGUCACGGAGCGUUGGUCCAGCUGUGAAGGAAAAGCCGUGUGUGAGUGGAAGUAGUGGUGACGAGGCAGGUUACUUGGAGUCGUCAAGCCCCAGUGGUGCGACCCUUCGAGGGAUCAAUCGUCCUGCGGGCAAUACGACAACCUUUUCUGCAGACGCGUGUGUCGUAAAUAUGGGCAUCAUUGACAUUUUGACCCCGUGGUCAUUCAAAAAGAGUCUUGAACGAUGGGUGCGUGUACGGCUUCAGUGUCGCGACAAAAAGGGAAUUUCUUGCAUGAAGCCCAUCCCAUAUGCAGACCGCUUUCGCCGCAAUGUAAUCGAUACGGUCAUCUUUGGUCGCUAUCUAGGCCCUAAGCGACGCCACCUGGAGAAACAGCAAAAAGAGUCGAUUAUGGUGGAUUUCACGAGCGUGUCCAUGGACGUAAACUUCUCGAUAGACAUCGCGAACCUGUCUGUGGAUACGUCCAAUCUCUCCAUGGAGAUAUAA